AUGGCAUUGACUAAGCCAAUCCUUUAUAAGUUUUGGACUAUUCUUGUCCCUAUAUUUGUCGCAUACGUUUAUGGCCCGUUAGUCUAUCGCCAUUUGACUGUGUUUGGUAUUUUGCGGCGAACACACCCGACACUUACCAAUCCCGAAGACAUUAUUACCAUUCAAGAUACCACGCACUGCGAGGAUCUCCACUACUAUUCACCACGUCAAAUUCUCUUUACAGCAUGUGAAGAUACUUUUCUCACAAGGUUCUCAUGGUUUCCACCGCUUGAGGUAUUCGACAACCCUGCCGUCACUCAUGAGGCACGUGGCUCGAUACACGUUAUUGAUCUGGAGGCAAGUCGUACGCCCCCGACUGGAGAUCAACACUGGACCAUGAAGUCUCGUCGCCUUCGUUUUACGAAUUUCGAUGGCCCUUUCGUCACGCAUGGGAUUGAUGUGCUCCCAGAUCCCGAGUCUGCAAAUGGGGAUGCAGUGUACAUAUUUGCUGUCAACCAUGUUCCAAACAUGGAGCGUGUUGAUGUGAAUACAGACUCAACAGAUCGCCUUGGAUCCAAACCGCCACAUCGAAAGUCUCAUUCGCGGAUCGAGGUUUUCCAUCAUACCCUCGGGUCGGAUUCAGUUCACCACAUCCGUUCAGUGCGGCACCCGUUAAUUGCCACACCGAAUGACAUUUUUGCGAUUGGGAAAGCAUCAUUUUAUAUCACCAAUGACCAUUACUAUCCCGAAGGUCCCUUGCGUGCUGUUGAAAUCAUGUACUUUGGCGCUAAAUGGUCAAACAUUGUCCAAGUUCAGUUUUCUGUAAAUACAGGGGCUCAAGCAGGCCUCGAAACCGGCGUCAACGCGUCUGUCGUGCUAUCCGAGCUACACAACAACAACGGUUUAGGGCAUGGACGAUCUCCCAGCGAAUUGCUCAUAGGUAGCGCUGCUAGUGGAACCCUCCAUUUUGCACGAUUACCUGGAGACGCAGACACCGCAAUUGAAGUCGUUGACUCUAUUCCGUUUGACUCGACCAUCGACAACCCCACCUACUUCUCCGAUCCAUUCGCCAAUUCUACUUACGACGCUUCCGGAUACGUCAUUGCCGGCUUGCCGAGAGCUAUAGACCUUACCGCAACCGCCAGGGAUCCUGGGGGAAAGGAUGGGGCAAUGGUGUGUAUUGUGAAUGAGUCUAGGACUGGUAGCUGGGAGAAGCGACUCCUUUUUCAGGACGAUGGAGAGAGAAUCCGGAGUGCUAGUACAGCCCUACUGGUUGCCAUUGAUCCAAGGAUUGAAGGUCCGCAGCGUAAGGCAUGGCUUUUUAUUACGGGUCCCUGGUCAGAAAACAUGAUAGCUGUCAAGAUUGACAUCUGA
Molecule: messenger RNA, 1353 nt
Organism: Ilyonectria robusta
Lineage: Eukaryota; Fungi; Ascomycota; Sordariomycetes; Hypocreales; Nectriaceae
Exons: 2
Coding region: 1-1353 (450 amino acids)
Molecular function (GO): arylesterase activity
Source: RefSeq, a predicted model, not a curated record